UUGCAGUAAGAAUAAGGGAGAUAUUUUGUUUGUUAUUUCUAACAUUUUUCAUUAAAGAAGAUUUCCAUUUUAGGUAGUGAAUGCAUACCAUCUUCGUGUUAGAAGAAAAAAUCCAGUGACUGGCAAUUAUGUGAAAAUGAGCUUACAACUUUACCUGGUUGACAACAGAAGCUAUCUUUUGGAUUUUAAAAGCAUUGAUGAUGAGGUAGUGGAGCAGAGGUCUGGUUCCUCAACACCUCAGCGUUCCUCUUCUGCUGCCGGCUUACAUAGACCAAGAUCAAGCUUUGAUUCUGUAACUGCGGAGAGCCAUUCACUUUCUGGCUCUCUCACUGGCUCCUUGACUGGAAGCACGUUGUCAUCAGUUCCACCCCGCCUGGGCAGUCACACCAUGGAUUUUUUUGAAAUGUGUGCCAGUCUGAUCACUACAUUAGCCCGUUGAUGAUUCUUCCCUAGUUUCUAUCUUUCUGUUAUUGUACUGUGAAAAUCAGACAUAUUCUUUAAAUUAUUUUACCUAUGGAUAUCACAUACUCUGCAAUACUGAUUGACAGACACGAAUAUCUCCACGGACCCUUAAUGCCAUUGAAAUUACUGAAAACAAAAAAGUCUGACAAUUUAUUUAUUCACAGACACCUGUAUUUCUAUUUUGCCUGAGAUAAAUUCACAUAGGCAGUAUUUUUAAAAGGUGAAAUUGAUGAAGAUUAGUGUUAAUUUAAAAUUGUGAGUUCACUACAGAUGAUUAAUACACCUUCACUGGGGAACCAUUUUAAUCAAAGGUUGAUUUGGUAGCACCUCUUUACUGUUUAUUUCCUAAAUUUCAGCAGGCUUUAAGUUGUGUUUAUACACCCAGUUCUCUUACACAUGAUUAAAAAAAUCAAACAACCAUUAUUAGUAAGAUAGUAUUUAAAUGUUGAAACCUUAAAAGCCUGUCCCCCAAAUUUCAGAAGCUAAGUUCUAGCAGUUCUUGAAGAUACUGUUUACUGUUUAACAGAAGAGCUGUGGUCCUGAAGCUAGUAACCAUGAUGUCUAGGUUCCUGGAAGACAGCUGUAAUGAACUAGAGGUUUUAUCCUGAGAUUUCUCCAGGUAAUAUAGUUAUCUUAAGAACCUUCAGGGUUCUACUCAGUAUUGGAAGAUGUGUAAUUGCAACAAGUUUUGUCUUUUCAUAAACUUAAAUCAUUUUAAACC
This is a messenger RNA of Manis javanica (Malayan pangolin), 1183 nucleotides long. The record is from RefSeq and is a predicted model, not a curated record. NCBI's taxonomy places the organism in Eukaryota, Metazoa, Chordata, Mammalia, Pholidota, Manidae.